AUGUGCACAUGUUGGCUUCUGUACAUGGAUUAUCUGUGUUUCCGAGCGCUGUUCUGCAAGGGACCCCCGCCCGCGCGCCCCGAGUAUGACCUCGUCUGCAUAGGCCUCCCGGGCUCCGGCAAGACCAGCCUGCUGUCCCGGCUCUGCAGCGAGAGCCCCGAGCACGUCCUGUCCACCACCGGUUUUAGUAUAAAGGCAGUGCCCUUCCAGAACGCCGUCUUGAAUGUGAAGGAGCUCGGAGGGGCCGACCACAUCCGCAAGUACUGGAGCCGCUACUACCCGGGCUCCCAGGGCGUGAUCUUCGUGCUGGACAGCGCGUCCUCGGAGGGCGACCUGGAGACGGCCCGCAGCGAGCUGCACUCGGCCCUGCAGCACCCGCAGCUCUGCACGCUGCCCUUCCUCAUCCUCGCCAGCCACCAGGACAAGCCGGCCGCCCGCUCUGCCCAGGAGGUCAAAAAGUACUUGGAGCUGGAGCCGCUGGCGCGCGGACAGCGCUGGAUCCUGCAGCCCUGCUCGCUGGGCGACGUGGCGGCGCUGAAGGACAGCUUCUCCCGGCUCAUCCAGCUGCUGGAGGAGAAGGACCAGGAGGCCGCGAGGAUGUGAGCCUGGCGAGGAGCAGUUCCCGGGCCUCGCGCCUCGUGCUAGUUCUCAUUUCACGGUGUUUGGGGUAAGCCGUCCUCGUAGUGCGGCGUCUGUUUUCCUGUUAUCUCAGACUCAUCUCUCCGCCCCAGAGGAUAUUCCGCCCGUCCGUCGACGACCGUCGGCAUGAACGUCAACUACACACUACUGAGAGACUCGGUUCUCUGUUUUCCACUAACCGUCUCCGCCGCGUCUCUCCUGCCCCACGCACCCCGCCUGCGCCGCGGUGACGGAGCACAGGGCUCGCGGGCACGGUCCCCGGAAGGAUCCGGGAGACUCGGAGCCCUGCCUCCGCCCCCCUGUUUGGGGCGCAGUGUUCUGUGACUGGGCUCCCCAGAGUAUGUGUCUCAUUUCACCAUCUCUCGGGGGGUAUGUUAUGUUAUGUUAUUUUUUAGUUUUUUGUAUACUGGCCUGAUAGAUUAUGGGAGGAAAAUGAGCACCAGAAACUUCAAGUAACCCGCAUCAGGAUGGACCGUCCGCCGCGGGAAAGCGACUGAGGAUUUAGGGACAAGACGCAUUGUUUCCGUCCCUGCGUCUCAAGUCCCCGCUCCCCGUUCCGAGACGCAUUCCAGGACACCGAGGCGCAGCGCUCGCGUCCGAUUCCUGCGUCAGCGAGCCCUCGGCGUUUUUUAACGGAAAGGUUGUCCUGCACAAAGCCGAGCUGCAACUUACUAUCGGGGUCUUUUUCUAAAAAUCUUGCGUCUGAUUAAAAUAGAAAAAAACAAUUUUUUAA
Molecule: messenger RNA, 1372 nt
Organism: Myotis lucifugus (little brown bat)
Lineage: Eukaryota; Metazoa; Chordata; Mammalia; Chiroptera; Vespertilionidae
Product: ADP-ribosylation factor-like protein 15
Molecular function (GO): GTP binding; GTPase activity
Source: RefSeq, a predicted model, not a curated record